AUGACAUCCACUUCCCUUCAGCAAGAGGUUGAGUCAGAGGUGUCUUACGUCCUCAAAGUCAACUCCUUGUUAGUUUCCGUGUUAGCCCUAGGCAUAUAUGACUAUCUUUUAAACAUGGGACUCGAAAUCGAGUUCAUAUGGAGCAAGAAGUUUACCUCAACAAGCCUGGUAUACAUCUUAAUGCGUUAUGUUGGGUUAGCCUACGUAGUCUCAGACAUAGUCCUUGAUCUAAAUGUACCAUUUUCUGGCCUGGAGUGAGUACGAUAUGCUGUAUCUGACAAAGAAGGAUCUCAUGGUCUUUCUGUAGCUGUUUUGGUCUCUAUGUGCUUGCACAAAUCUCUGUACUCCUAGUAACGUUCUUCCUCCAAGGGAUGAUGUCUAUCCGAGUAUACGUCCUCCUUGGAAGACCAAUGACUAUCCUAGUCGUCCUAGGGAUGUGCUUUGCGGCUACCCAAAUAUUCAGUAUAACCUCUUCGAUAUUCUUCUUUGCACCCGGAUCUGUGUACUGGUCGGAAGCGCAGCUGCUCAGCAUCGACUUCUGCAACGAUGACAUUCCCACGAACAGGGACUGGACUUAUCCAGCGUACUGCAUGACAGUACUAGCAUACGAGGUUAUACUCUGCGCGCUAGCUUUACGACACGCGUUCAAGAAUCUUUCCGUUUCCGCAUGGCGCGAACCAGCCCGUGCGGCGGUUGGGCUUGGCUCGAUCAUAGUGCGAGACAACUUGGUGUACUUUUUUAUCGUCCUCGUGUCUCUGACACUUUCAUCCGUUAAUUUUGUUCCUGCCCUAUCUAACUCGAUUGCAUACGUCGGCUUAGAGAAGCUGAUGCAACUCACUUUGGUGACCAUGGUUGGACCGUGGAUGAUAAUAAGCUUGCGUAAAAGCUAUGAAAAGGGAGCAGCAGCAGGUAUCCAUAGUUCUAGUGAACUGACUAUGUCGUUUGCUGCCGCGGCUAUGCCUAGUGACGAUGAGAUGGAAAUGGCGUAG
Messenger RNA from Coniophora puteana RWD-64-598 SS2, 989 nucleotides. RefSeq lists its product as uncharacterized. The record is from RefSeq and is a predicted model, not a curated record. The coding region runs from base 372 to 989 and encodes 205 amino acids. NCBI's taxonomy places the organism in Eukaryota, Fungi, Basidiomycota, Agaricomycetes, Boletales, Coniophoraceae. The transcript has 14 exons.